Molecule: messenger RNA, 741 nt
Organism: Drosophila miranda
Lineage: Eukaryota; Metazoa; Arthropoda; Insecta; Diptera; Drosophilidae
Exons: 3
Coding region: 251-628 (125 amino acids)
Source: RefSeq, a predicted model, not a curated record
GCAGCAGAUCACGCAUCUGCGGCAUCAGAAUUGGCAGAGGCAGGAUCCAGGAGUUGGCGUGAAUGGUGUUGGUGUUUGGCGAGCGACUCUGGUCCGGCCGCCCACGUUGCUUCUACCUGGAGAUCUGGGGAUUGGCACUGGUCCGGCCAAUCGGGGUGCGUUGACCAGUGGAAAUGGCCGCAAAUGAGUGCGGGUUGGCUGCAUCCGAGUGGCUGCUGGUCCGGCCACCCAGGAUGCACUGUCGAUGUAGAUGGAGAUGGAGCGCUGGCCAGAGUCAUCUGUAUUGGCUGGCCUCGUCGUUGCAUUCCCGCUGCUGUUUUGUGAUGAUGAUGGCGUGACGUCAUGGCCAUCGGUUGCCGGCAGCGUAAUCGGAGGGGCUUCCGAAUUGGGCCCAACUUGCAACACAAUGUUGCGGUUGGUGGCGAGGCAGGUACUGGAGAGGCUGAUCUGUGAGUGUAUUGUCAGCGGCAGCCUGGAUGUUGAUGGCGACGACGAUAGGGCCUUCAAACUUCGCCCAUUUGGCAGGAAUUGGAUGGCGAAAUUGACGAGGCACCUGCUGGAGAGGCAUCUCUAUCGGAGGCGUGGCAGCGGCAGCCUGUGGACUGGAUGUUGUUGGCGACGGCGAUAGGGCCUUCAAAUUUCCCCCAUUUGGCAGAAAGUGGAUGGUGAAAUUGGUGUGACAACUGCUGGAGAGGCAGCUCUAUCGGAGGGGUGGCAGUUACGUAUGUUUUGUGUGUAUUU